GCGGCGCUGCCCAGGGCGCACUUGAUCCCGGUCCGGCUGCCUGGAAGGGCGGGUCUGGGGAGAACCCCCGAGCGCCGCGGCGUCCUCCAACCCUCUUCUUCGCGGCCGCCAGAGUCACCACCCGAGCCCGAGCCUGAGCCGGCGCCACCUCGCGCGCCCCCGGCCAUGGCUUUCGCCAAUUUCCGCCGCAUCCUGCGCCUGUCCACCUUCGAGAAGAGAAAGUCCCGCGAAUAUGAGCACGUCCGCCGGGACCUGGACCCCAACGAGGUGUGGGAGAUCGUGGGAGAGCUGGGCGACGGCGCCUUCGGCAAGGUUUACAAGGCCAAGAAUAAGGAGACGGGCGCCCUGGCCGCGGCCAAGGUCAUUGAGACCAAGAGCGAGGAAGAGCUGGAGGACUACAUCGUGGAGAUUGAGAUCCUGGCCACGUGUGACCACCCCUACAUUGUGAAGCUCCUGGGAGCCUAUUACUACGAUGGGAAGCUGUGGAUCAUGAUCGAGUUCUGCCCGGGUGGAGCCGUGGAUGCCAUCAUGCUGGAGCUGGACAGAGGCCUGACCGAGCCCCAGAUUCGCGUUGUGUGCCGCCAGAUGCUGGAGGCCCUCCACUUCCUGCACAGCAAGAGGAUCAUCCACCGCGACCUGAAAGCCGGCAACGUGCUCAUGACCCUGGAGGGAGACAUCAGGCUGGCUGACUUUGGGGUGUCUGCCAAGAAUCUGAAGACUCUGCAGAAGCGAGAUUCCUUCAUCGGAACGCCUUACUGGAUGGCCCCCGAAGUGGUGCUGUGCGAGACCAUGAAGGACACCCCGUACGAUUACAAAGCUGACAUCUGGUCCCUUGGCAUCACGCUGAUCGAGAUGGCCCAGAUCGAGCCCCCACACCAUGAGCUCAACCCCAUGCGGGUCCUACUCAAGAUCGCCAAGUCGGACCCUCCCACGCUGCUCACGCCCUCCAAGUGGUCUGUGGAGUUCCGAGACUUCCUGAAGGUAGCAUUGGACAAGAACCCGGAGACCCGGCCCAGUGCAGCCCAGCUGCUGGAGCACCCGUUUGUCAGCAGCGUCACCAGUAACAAGGCUCUACGGGAGCUGGUGGCUGAAGCCAAGGCCGAGGUGAUGGAGGAGAUCGAAGACGGGCGCGACGAGGGCGACGAGGAGGGUGCCGUGGACAGCGCUUCUACGCUGGGGAACCACACUCAGGACUCUGCUGGGCUGACUCAGCUGAGCCUCAAUGCCGACAAGCUCCUCCCGGCAUCGUCCUCCGCCCCGCGGCCACCUGGCCAGCCUCAGGACAGUGUGAACGGACCCUGCAACCAGCCCUCUGGGGACAAGGCCCUCCAAGUCAUCGGCCCCCCAGAGGGGUCCCCUGCCGGCGACAAGGGCCUCGCGGCACCCGUGUCCCUGCGGAAGUCCCGGCCGGUGUCCAUGGAUGCGAGAAUUCAGGUGGCGGAAGAGAAGCGAGUCACCGAUCAGGGUGGGGACCUCGGCCUGGCGGCCAGCAGGUCCCAGAAGGCUGGCCAGAGCCGGCCCAACAGCAGCGCCCUGGAGACCUUGGGCGGCGAGAAGCUGGCCAACGGCAGCCUGGAGCCCCCAGCCCAGGCGGUUUCUUCCAGGCGGGAUUCGGACAGUGGCAGCCUGUCCACCUGCGACAGCAUGGACUACGGCACCUCCCUGUCAGCGGACCUGGCCCUGAACAAGGAGACGGGCUCCCUGUCCAUCAAGGACUCAAAGCUGCACAACAAAACCCUGAAGCGGACGCGCAAGUUUGUGGUGGAUGGCGUGGAGGUGAGCAUCACCACCUCCAAGAUCAUCAGUGAAGAUGAGAAGAAGGACGAGGAGAUGAGAUUUCUCAGGCGCCAGGAGCUCCGAGAGCUGCGGCUGCUCCAGAAGGAAGAACACAGGAACCAGAGCCUGCUGAGCAGCAAACACGAGCUGCAGCUGGAGCAGAUGCACAAACGCUUCGAGCAGGAGAUCAGCGCCAAGAAGAAGUUCUUCGACACGGAGCUGGAGAACCUGGAGCGCCAGCAGAAGCAGCAGGUGGAGAAGAUGGAGCAGGACCACGCCGUGCGCCGCCGGGAGGAAGCCAAGCGUAUCCGCCUCGAGCAGGACCGGGACUACGCCAGGUUCCAGGAGCAGCUCAAAGUGAUGAAGAAGGAGGUGAAGAACGAGGUGGAGAAGCUGCCCCGGCAGCAGCGGAAGGAGAGCCUGAAGCAGAAGAUGGAGGAGCACGCGCAGAAGAAGCAGCUCCUCGACCGGGACUUUGUAGCUAAGCAGAAGGCAGACCUGGAGCUGGCCAUGAAGAAGCUGACCUCCGACAACCGCCGGGAGAUCUGCGACAAGGAGCGCGAGUGCCUGGGCAGGAAGCAGGAGCUCCUUCGAGAGCGGGAGGCGGCCCUGUGGGAGAUGGAGGAGCACCAACUGCAGGAGAGGCACCAGCUGGCCAAGCAGCAGCUGAAGGACCAGUACUUCCUGCAGCGGCACGAGCUGCUGCGCAAGCACGAGAAGGAGCGGGAGCAGAUGCAGCGCUACAACCAGCGCAUGGUGGAGCAGCUGAAGCUGCGGCAGCAGCAGGAGAAGGCGCGGCUGCCCAAGAUCCAGCGCAGCGAGGGCAAGACGCGCAUGGCUAUGUACAAGAAGAGCCUGCACAUCAACGGCGGGGGCAGCGCCGCCGAGCAGCGCGAGAAGAUCAAGCAGUUCUCCCAGCAGGAGGAGAAGCGGCAGAAGUCGGAGCGGCUCCAGCAGCAGCAGAAGCACGAGAACCAGAUGCGAGACAUGAUGGCGCAGUGUGAGAGCAACAUGAGCGAGCUGCAGCAGCUGCAGAAUGAAAAGUGCCACCUCUUGGUAGAGCACGAAACACAGAAGCUGAAGGCCUUGGACGAGAGCCAUAACCAGAACCUGAAGGAGUGGCGGGACAGGCUUCGGCCACGCAAAAAGGCUCUGGAAGAGGAUCUGAACCAGAAAAAGCGAGAGCAGGAGAUGUUCUUCAAACUGAACGAGGAGGCCGAGUGCCUGAACCCCACCACGCCAAGCAAGACCACCAAGUUCUUCCCCUCCAGCUCUGCGGAGGCAUCUUAAGCACCUCCCCGGCCCGGGCUGUGGCCCUCGGGAUGCUACCCUGCUCUGUGAACCAGGAACUCAGGUCCCCCUUCCUGCUUGCUUCUGUGCCAGCUGCAAACCAGCCCCCGGCCAGCCGUGCCCCACAGACCUGUCUGGGGUCCUCACUUCUCGAGCACCCAUGGAAUGCGAGGUGUUACAGCAUUGGCUGCUCCUCCUGUGCAUUCUCACCGAGCCCCAGAUCCCAUGGACUGUGGGUGGGGUCAGCCCGCAGGAGUGGCUGUGCUGUGUCCUGGAGGGCCCCCUGCUGGCUGCCCGCGAAGCCACGGUGGUGUGAUUCUUGCUGGCUUUUCACAGCCAUUCUCGCCCAGCAGGCUCAGACAAGAAUCCAGACAUCUAAGAGCCAUCGUGGUUUCCCAGGGGGAGCCUGACCUGCAGCCAGCUGUUCAGGGGGUGCCCUCAUUCCUCCAGCUACCCCAAUGUGCUUUCUGCUCCCGACAAUGUGUGUCUGCCUGCGGGGAGGAGAUGGAGGAGGAGGGAGGCCUAAAAUGCUCAUCGUGCUGGUCUUGGGUGCUUCGUGCCAUCUCAUGUCUGCCGUUGCUGUACAUGCCUGUGCACACAGGCAUAUACACCAUGCCACGCACGCGGGGCCUGGCCUUGUGGCCGCCACCCUGGCCUCUUGUGCCCAGGUGGGCUGGAGCACAUUUGCUGGUGGAGCCCGUGCCUCUGAGCAUGUGUAGUGAAGCAGCUGGUGGGGAACAUGCUGGGUGCUGGCACCCAAGGCCCAGAGAAGGCACAGGCUGUCCUGCCAGUCCCGUGUGCACAGAUAGAUUCCUUGCCGCACAGCUUUCCUGCCUCUGGCUGCUCCUGCCUGCUGCUUGCCAGCCCGCCCACCAGUGAUGUGGGAUGGCCAUUUCCCUCUUCCCAGGAACCCUAUCUUGUAUUUCCGACUGAGGCUGGCAGUCCCCUGGACUUCUCUCCAGGACCAAAAGGCAAUUGGGAGACAGGGAAUGGCUGCUGCCCCCAGGAAUGUGGCAGAAGUGAAGGUGCUCAGAUGGACUCCUGGGCCUUCAGUGUUUCUGUGGGCACCCUACAGAUGCUAACAGCCUGCAGAGUGUGUCACUCAGUAAAGAGCCAGUGCUUGGGCCAGUGUGUCGUGCAUGUACAAAGCAACCCUUUUUCACCUUCUGUCCCGUUGAAACCCAUGUGGGUGUCUCCCGGGGGGACCACACAUGCUUUAAAAAGCCCAGAAGUGAUGAGUUUGAGGAAUCAUCUCAGGGGCAUGCGCAGCCUGGGUGCUGUUUUGCUGGGGACAGAGGAGGUACCCUGCGAGGUCUUUUUCCUCCUUCCCUCCUCCAGGUUUAAGGCUGGGUGCUUUGUCUUUCUCGUGGCGGUUUUCUGGACGUGCUCUUGGCAGUGGUUAUAACUGGAUGCUUGGGAAGGGAGGAGAGGGACAGCCAUCCAAUAGGAAAAGGGACCUAAAUGUGCAGUGGAGAUGCGCAGGGCUGGGGUGGCGAUGGUUCUCUUUAGAUUUCUGAGGGCUCAGUCACCUCCUUCGGUGUUUGGCCCAGGUGGGACGCUGUUCAGGUCUCACUCGGAUGAGACAAGUUCAGUCACCUCCUUUUACUCUCUUGCUACGCAGGGAAGCGUGAAGCAGCUACAGUGUAAGCACAGAGCAGAGACCCAUUCCACCAGCGGGCAGAGGGUCAGGCGGGCUGUGGGGGGGCUUUGUUUACGAUAUUUCCUUGUGCAGCUCGGCUGCGAGGCCAGGUUCCUGGUUCAGGUGGAAGGCGCAUCGGCCCUUGGUUUGGCCUGUCAUUCACACUGCCCCUGCCCUCCCUGGAGAUCUCUGAGCUGUCUGAGCCCCGCUGGCUGUCUGGAGCAGGGUCUGGCCAGGUCUCAGCCUCACCACUGUGCCUGUCGCUGUGAAGGCCCGUGCGGUGCUCCUUGUGUCCUGUCCUGUGUAAUGUUUUCUGUGUGCGGGACGGAUGGAGCUGUCGGUCCUUCCCAGUGCAUUUUUAAAGCAGAGUAAAUAGAACUAACUUAUAUUUUCCCUUUAUGAAGGAUAGAUGUUAUUUUUAUGUAGUUUCCAGACUUUGUAUACAGGACUUUUGUAAGAUGUUCUCUGCGAAGUUAACUGCAAGAAUGGAAAUAGGCUUGAAAUAAAAUAACAAAGUGGUUUGCAGUUGGGAGUGUUCCUUUGGAUGGGGGUGGGCAGGCGGACACAAUGACCCACAUUUGCCUGGCAGGAACAUGUUCACUGUCAGAGUGCAGGCCAGGCGCCUCCCAGGUCACAGCAGCGCCUUGGGCUUUGGAGUUCUGUUCUGAACAAAGUGUGCUUGGCUGAGUGUGCAAGUGUGUACAUGUGCUCUGCACACAUGAACGUCACUCCUUCCACCCUGAGUUUUUACAGGUGAGCAUACUGAAUCCUUUGGCUAUGGUUUGGGUAUUGACUGUCCCCCUUGGCCCAUCUGCAAAAAAAAAAAGGCCCAAAGUCUUUGUAUGUUAAUGGUACUGGAAACUCAGUCCAGUUUCAGUGUCCGAAGCUGGGCCGUUGGGAAGUGAUGGGAUUAGAUUAGGUUACUGGGUCGGAGCCCCGUGCUCACAGUGCAGUGGAUUUAUAAGGAGAGACAGAUGGACAUACACGCUCCCUGUCUCUUGCUAUGUGAUGCCUUGUGCCACCUUGGGACUCUGCCAGCAAGAACACCAUCACCAGAUGUUCAGCCAGUGUGGCCUCCCAACCGUGGGCUGUGACGCUUCAAAACCACGAGCACAAACAAACCUCUUUCCUCCCAAGCGCUUGUCUCAAGUACUUUGCUGUGGCCAUGGAGAGCUGCUGGCCCACAUUUCAUCCUGCGAAGGGGCAUCAUGUGCUCCUCGCACAGGUGAGGAAAUGGAGCCGGGGCGUGGGAAGGGUCACACGGACUCUCCACCAUACUCAUUAGUGGUGCCUUCGGAACUCAAACGAAGACCUGCCAGCAGUGUCCACCACAUGGACCCCUAACCAUCAGCUGUCUCUGCCUUAAUUUUUUUAAGUUUUAUUUAUUUGAAAAGCAGAGAGUUAUAUAUAGAGGGAAAG
This is a messenger RNA of Lepus europaeus (European hare), 6124 nucleotides long. RefSeq names its product serine/threonine kinase 10 (gene STK10). Gene Ontology annotation, biological process: protein phosphorylation. Lineage: Eukaryota; Metazoa; Chordata; Mammalia; Lagomorpha; Leporidae. The transcript is spliced from 19 exons. Gene Ontology annotation, molecular function: ATP binding; protein serine/threonine kinase activity. The coding region runs from base 166 to 3066 and encodes 966 amino acids. The record is from RefSeq and is a predicted model, not a curated record.